Molecule: messenger RNA, 1506 nt
Organism: Daphnia magna
Lineage: Eukaryota; Metazoa; Arthropoda; Branchiopoda; Diplostraca; Daphniidae
Product: peptidylglycine alpha-hydroxylating monooxygenase
Exons: 7
Coding region: 3-1397 (464 amino acids)
Biological process (GO): peptide metabolic process
Cellular component (GO): extracellular region; membrane
Molecular function (GO): oxidoreductase activity, acting on paired donors, with incorporation or reduction of molecular oxygen, reduced ascorbate as one donor, and incorporation of one atom of oxygen; copper ion binding
Source: RefSeq, a predicted model, not a curated record
UUAUGUCUUUUUGGCUAUUUUUAAUUACCGUUGUGUGCGGUGGUGUCAAUCAUUCGCACGGCUUCGCUGACAUGCCGCAACCUUUGGCCGGCACCAAUACGUACCAGCUGCGGAUGCCUGGUGCCAUCGCCACAAUGGAUGACGAUUACAUUUGCACGGCAUUCAAAUUGGACCCAGAGAAAGAAAUGUUCAUUACCCAAUUCCGGGUGGAGGGGACAGCAGAACGAGCUCAUCACAUGAUUCUCAGCGGAUGCGCCGGCGACAUGUCCGAUUCAUCCACGCCUUCCUGGAAAUGUGGCUCUCACGGAACUGGAAAAGUGUCUUGUUCGGGCCCGACGAGAAUCUUGUACGCCUGGGCGAAAAAUGCGGAUGGCACUCGUCUGCCUCCAUCGGUUGGCUUCCGUAUUGGCGGCACUGGCAAAUCGAGAGUUAAGUACCUGAUUAUUCAGGUGCAUUACGCCAAUAAGCUGCCGCCAGGAGUGCGGGAUUACAGCGGACUGGAUCUCGAGAUAACCAGCGAACCGCAAAAAUACAUUGCCGGCAUCCUGUUGAUGUUGGCAUUGCCAGAGAUCCCACCUCAUCAAGCUGUUGUCAAUUCCGACAUUUGCUGCCCGAUCGACGUGACGGUUCCUAUUCACAUUUUUGCGGCCCGCGUCCACGCCCACGGACUGGGCACGGUCGUCACCAGCUACAAGUACAAUCCCAAGACGCAAGCGACAGAGUUGAUUGUCAAAGGAAAUCCGCAAUGGCCACAGGCGUUUUAUCCGACGACACGCGAAUUCGCCAUGACCAAAGGAGAUGAGAUUUUAAUGAGAUGCACUUAUAGUUCACUCGGCAAAAAUACCUUCACGUACGCAGGCCUGUCGUCGUCCGAUGAGAUGUGCAACGUUUACAUGAUGUACUACACGAACGCGGACAACGGGACGGAAUUCCAAUCGUGCGGAUACUACUGCAAUGACGAGCAAAAUCGAGCCUAUCCAGCCGAUUCUAUUCAACCGCUUCCAUCCAAUCCGAUGCUGGAGGCUUACGCCAUCCAUGGGAAGAUGAAUCACCAACUGCGGACCAAUUCCACAAUUAGCGAAGAGGAGCCGAUCAUUCACGUCGAUCAUAACAAGAACGAAGAAGAUUAUCAAUUAAAAAAUCAGUCACAAAUUGAAGAGCAAGAUACCUUCCAGUUGGCCAGUCAAGUGCAUCACGAGCAUCAAACUCCGGAGGAGACGACGAAACAAGAGCAGCCACUGGCGAUGAAUGUUGUUCCAGGAAAAGAGGAGACUCUCAAUGAAAAGGAGAAUAAAGCGGCGAUUAAAGCGGCCAAUCAGGACGUGACUGUAAAAAAGAAACGGCGUGAGGAUCAUUUUUGGUCCAUUUUGUUCUUUAUUCGUCGUUUCUUUUCGUAAAUCUUAAUUUUAGCACCGACAGGGUGCUAUAGUAGCCCAGUACAACACAUUGAUUUAAAGGACGGCAUUCCUCAAAAAAUAAACACUCGAAGAAGAAAAUGAAAAAGAA